CUUCUGGUCAAGGGGACGGGUUCAGAGGAUUGAUCAUCCAGACAAUUUCCUCAUAUGGAUUGUAUUACAUUUUGUUUUGCUCCAUGAACGAUCUGUGUUUAAAUGGCUACGCCAAGGCCCGAGGCAGGAAAAGCUGGAACGACUCACGUUAGCUUCGUGUGUCAACGAUGUCGCCAGCCCUUGAAAUUAGAUUCAUCAUUUCAGUCACUGGAUCAGAAAGUCCUGACGGAGUUAACAGCCCCUCUAGCAUGUGCCGUGGAAUCAGAAGAUGCUGAUCAACUCAUCAGGGAGAAAGUGGUGGACUUUGAGUAUGAAGAAGACGGAAAUCUUGUGAGGAAGGUCAUUGGCCCCACAGAUGAAGUUGACAGCAGCCAGGACUUCACUCUGCUGGGAGAGACUGGGCCUGGUAGCAUGGAGAACCUCAGUCACAGACUCAAGGUGACAAGCUACCUGUUUGACAUCAUGUCCGGUCAGUCUGAGGUGGACCACCCACUUUGUGAGGAAUGCACAGACAACCUGCUGGAUCAGUUGGAUCAUCAGCUGAAAGUGACAGAGGAUGAGUGCAAAGAUUACAGAGACUUCCUGGAGAAACUGGGUACAUCUGGGGAUGAGGUGGACGAGAAGGCCCUCGACAAAGAACUACAACAGCUUCAGGCUGAGGAGGAGACACUGAAGCAGCAGCUGUCCAGUGUAGAGAAGGAGAGGGAGGAGCUUAUGGAGCUGAUUCAGAACGAGCGGAGGAACACCGAGGAACUGGAGCAGCAGGAGGCAAAGUACCGGAAAGAUUACAAUGAGUACAAACGCCAGGCCUUGGAGCUGGAAGAUGAACAAAGAAGUGUCGACAACCAGCUUCGGUACGCCCAGGCUCAACUCGAUAAACUGAAGAAAACCAAUGUGUUCAAUGCAACAUUUCAUAUCUGGCACUCUGGACAUUUUGGCACCAUAAAUAACUUCCGUCUUGGCCGUCUUCCUAGUGUGCCAGUUGACUGGAAUGAGAUCAAUGCAGCCUGGGGUCAGACUGUGCUACUCUUACAUUCACUGGCCAGGAAGAUGAACCUCACAUUCCAAAGAUUCCGACUAGUGCCGUAUGGAAACCACUCCUACUUGGAGUCCCUGUCUGACAAAUCCAAGGAGUUGCCGCUCUAUGGGUCUGGGGGAUUCCGCUUCUUCUGGGACACAAAGUUUGACCAAGCGAUGGUGGCCUUCCUAGACUGCUUACAACAGUUCAAGGAGGAGGUGGAGCGAGGUGACACAGGCUUCUGUCUCCCGUACAGGAUGGAGAACGGCAAGAUUGAAGACUCCAGCACAGGCAACUCCUACUCCAUCAAGAUACAGUUCAACUCCGAGGAGCAGUGGACAAAGGCUCUCAAGUUUAUGCUGACCAACCUCAAGUGGGGGCUGGCCUGGGUGUCCUCCCAGUUUGCCAAUAAAUAGAUACGUGUACAUCACAGUUGAUGUCUAGCAGCAGUACAUUAACACAACAACAUGUCACUGAUGUAGCAGAUAUGUUUACAGGCGGACAUGUUAUUCAACACAUUCAGCAAUCAUGUGUCCAUGUGAUGAUUUCCUCACAUAAUGAAAAUUACUUUGACAACUUCUUGAGAGGUCUGCCUGUGGAUAUCAGUGUUUUACUUUCAAGGUUUCAGAUUUCAUGGAGGUAUGUUCCACAAUACGACACGUGAAAAGUUUAGGUAUUAAUUGAAGGAGGUAACUCUAGGGGUGUUAAUGAUUUUGCACUACUUGAAGCUGUAUGGAUGAAAUAUAGAUAUGUUUAUGAGACUUUGUGAGUAUUAUGUUUACUUAUCAGUAGUUGAGUGCUGUUGCUGUAGGAACAUAUAGGGCGACAUGCAAUACAGUGAAUGGUGAUAUUUGAGUCUGUGUUUGAUACGUUCUAUACCAUAUUGUUAACACAAGUGUAUGAUAUUUAUUGCAACCUACAUUAUGUAUGUUAUCAGCCUGUUCAGUGCUUGUUGGUUUCACAUGUUUGAAGUUAAACCAUGAAAACCAUUGACUGAUUGUAGAACAUAUGACAUGUGCGUCAGUACCAAGAGGCCAUGGAAAGCCUCUUGCAGUUUGUGUCUCUGUCAGUUCCUUGGCUGUAGAUCUGUACAUCCAUUAACCUCCUGUGAGAUAUAGCCAGAUGGUAAAUAAAUUGUUUGCUUCAACUGAGA
Haliotis rubra (blacklip abalone) is the source of this 2171-nucleotide messenger RNA. RefSeq names its product beclin-1-like. Lineage: Eukaryota; Metazoa; Mollusca; Gastropoda; Lepetellida; Haliotidae. Gene Ontology annotation, biological process: autophagosome assembly; autophagy; cellular response to nitrogen starvation. Gene Ontology annotation, cellular component: phosphatidylinositol 3-kinase complex, class III, type II; phosphatidylinositol 3-kinase complex, class III, type I; phagophore assembly site. The transcript is spliced from 16 exons. Bases 103 to 1434 code for a protein of 443 amino acids. The record is from RefSeq and is a predicted model, not a curated record.